AUGGCGUACAUGACUCAACAAGGAUUUGAAAUACCCAAAAGAAAGCUUUUGAACUUAAAUGGAAAUCCAUACAAAUACUGGUUGUUCAGAAACAACUUCGAGGUCAACAUCGCUAAGAGGGUGCCGGACACCAAGAUGAGCUUAACUUACCUUAUUCAACACUGCGCUGGGAAGGUUAGGAAGCCAUUAAGAACUGUACUAUUAUUUCUGUACCAGAACAAGAUUACAGGAAAGCCAAAGAGAUCUUGUACCACAGAAUUGGACAAAAACACAAUUUUUGUUCAAGAAAUGUUACAGUCGUCAUGA
This is a messenger RNA of Pocillopora meandrina, 306 nucleotides long. The record is from the annotation of a GenBank genome assembly. Lineage: Eukaryota; Metazoa; Cnidaria; Anthozoa; Scleractinia; Pocilloporidae.